This is a messenger RNA of Gryllus bimaculatus (two-spotted cricket), 4612 nucleotides long. Lineage: Eukaryota; Metazoa; Arthropoda; Insecta; Orthoptera; Gryllidae. The record is from the annotation of a GenBank genome assembly.
AUGUCAUCGGCCACUAUAGAAAAACCGAAGUAUAUUGCUGCUGAAAAAGUACACUUUCUAAUGUUAUUUAAAAGGUUAGCAAGGACGAUGGGCAAAGAAGAAGUGAAGCCAGCGCAGGGCGGCCACGGAGCGGCGACAGGAUCCGCUGGUGGGAAGCCUCCUAGCGCGGACCCGAAGGCGACGAAGGCGCUGCUGGCGGCGGCGGAGGGCGGGCGCGCGGCCGAGGUGGCGCGCCUGCUGGACGGCGGCUGCGACCCCAACGCGCGCGACGGCUCGGCCACAACGGCCGGCUCCGCGCGACGUGGGCGUAACGGCGGCGGACGGCUGCACAGGCGCGUCAACGCGGCCGCGCGCACACGGCACGCCCUGCUGGCCGUAGCUGCUGCGCGCGCGCCGCCACGUGCGCCGCGCAGCGACGCCCACGGCAAGACGCCGCUGCACCUGGCCGCCAGCCGGCCGGUGGAAUCCGCCCUGCGCGCCGCGCUGCCUCACCGCAACGGGCACUCGGCGCUGCACCUGGCGGCGUGGGCGGGGCGCGCGGAGGCCGCGCGGGCGCUGCUGGCGCGGGGCGCCGACGUCGCCGCCGUCGACCGCUGCGGACGCACGCCCCUGCACCUCGCCGCCGAGCACGGCCAGGCGGAGUGCGUGGGCGCGCUGGUGGGCGCGGGCGCGGCGGUGGCGGCGCGGGACAAGGACGAGUGGACGCCGCUGCACUUCGCCGCCAAGUGGGGGCGCGAGGACGCGGCGCGCGCGCUGCUGGCGGCCGGCGCCGACAGGGCGCUGCGGAGCAACUGCGGCCGCGCCCCCAAGGACGUCGCCGAGACGGACGCCAUGCGCAAGCUGCUCAGCGACUGAGCCACGGCCUGCUCCGCUGCUCGCAAAGAAGUUAAAGAAGUUAAAGCAAAGUGUUAAUCCACGGUUUAAGUGUUCAAACUGUUUUAUGUAGAUUAUCCGUAUCAUCUUCCAAAGAAAAUAUAAUUGUUAAACUACAAUGAUGUAAUUUACACUAUGUAUUUACAACAGAACAAUAAGUUGGUAUCCCAACGUAUCCUCUUUUAUUUUUUGGGAAAGAGACUGGAUCGGUACUUGAACAGACACAACCUUGCGACGUGAUUCCGCUGAAAUAUCACGCUGUUCGGAAAAUACACGUGUCGGUAGUUGUCCUGACGGAUUUGCUUCAUCACCUCAAGUGCUUCUUCGAUAUGCUGCUUUGUGGUUUUGUAAUGUUCUUGCGUCGUUAGAGCAUUUGCGUCUUAUCCCUUACCGUGCUCUUGCGAACGAAUCGACUAUCGUUGCCUUACGAUCGGAGACCGAAAUUUCGGUAUGUCGAUCGGGAUGUGGUGAAAGCACCCACAUCAACUAUUCCAUAAUUUGAAUAAGCGUGCCUUAAUUCUGUGACUGAUGUGAAUACACCAUCAAAUUACACAUCGAUUCUUUCAAAGUAAUUUUGCAAGAAACGGCGAUAUAUGAAAUGCCAGCCCGAUAACUUCAUUGUAAAAUAUUUUUAUUGAAUCGUUUCGAUUCUUGUUUUCAAACAAACUAUUUGGCAACAAUAUUUGUCAUGCGUCGCGUAGUCUCAUGGUUGUAUAAUGUUAAUCGCGAUGCUCUAGAGCGAAACUUUGUUCCAAUUCGUUGCAAAGGGUCAACUAGACCCUGAAAGUAUGAGAAUGGAGGAAAACAUUGUACGACGCGAGUUCGUUCACGGGUUCACGUUGUCGUUUUCUCUGUUCGUUCGAUACCGAGUAGAUUCCUUCACUUAGGCACGCCAGAGAGAACCAUGGGACUUCGUAUCUUAGACGUGUUGGAGUUUUGCUCAACGUUUUCGUUCACGCUACUAUAAUGGAACAAUUUGCAAACUGUGAGUGCAAUGCUAACGCUUAAUUGACAUGAAGCAUCCUCCCAUGGUUUCACAUCUGUUCGACUAGAGCUGUUCUUCUACCCGAUGCCCUACAUUAUAAUAAGAAUUCGGCGUUCGUAGCAAAUUCUGCCACCAAAGUUCGAAACUACCUUCUUCCAUUAAUGUGACAUGCAUCGUACACGAUACUCAUCUCCUGUACACUCGAUCACUGUUGAAAUUUUUCCGAAACACUUUAAUGUAAUGUAAGAGGUCGCAUAUGUGCACAGACGCAGAAGUGGGGGCGUGUGGUGUAUGAUACUUUCCAUCACAUACUUAUUAUCUUCGACAACUUGAAAUUCGGUUCUGUCAUCUUCAGUGGUGUAGCGUGACCCCCUUGUAUUAGAAUGCUGAACAAUAACCCAACUGAAGAAGUGGUGAUCGUUAAUGUUCCAAAAAAUCGAUUGCAACAAAAUAAAUAUUUCAAUAUCUCAGAAAAUUAUGAUAGUAGGCUACAAAUCGAAAAAAAUAAGAAUAUUUUGACGUAUUAUUAAAACAUGCAAUGAACAAUUUUAAAGAAUAAUAAGUUGGAAUAUUUGCAAUCGUCAUUUCAACACCACUAUAAACGUCACAAUACUCAGGUAGAACACGUAACUUUAGCACCUCCUGUAACUUUUGAACCUCCUGUAACUUUUGAACGGUUAAAGUUAUUGCAAUGAAGUUUUCAAGGCAGUACAUGAGAGAAUCGGGCUAAUUGAUACGUAUAUUCAUUUCUAUUUAAUCAAUUGUCUUUUACGAAAUAUUUGAGGUAACUUUGUUUUGUUUUUUUAAAUGGAACUAGACAUAUUUUUUCAGUCUGUCAUGACGAGCGUAAAAUGACGAACCCAAUGAUACUUAUAUUGUCAUAUGUUUGACUAGCAUUUUUUGAGUCACUUUUGAUUUUUGCGACUAAUGUUUAACUAGUAUUUUGAAUGUAACUGUCCGCCACACAAGGUAACGCAGCGCUCACCCUGAUAGCACGCGUCGGGGAAGGAAACAUAUUUCAAAUAUUCACAAAAGUGUUGCGUUUUUUUAACUCUGCUUUCCAUCCUUUCGCAUUUUCAUAUUUUUUGUAUUUAAGGAUUGAAAAUUCGGAUUUGUCAUAAGUAUUAUACAUUAAAUAAGAUAGUUAUUUCAACCUUAUUUAAAGGGGUGUCAUACCUCAGGAUAUUAAUGGGAUCUUGAUGCUAAACACACUGCAUCAGUUUUGUAAAUAUUUGCAAUAUGUUACAUAUCUUCAAAUACUAAGAUCCCUUCCCUUCCCUUCCCCAGCGCGCGUUUGUUGGUGAAGCGUUGACCGACCUGUGGCGAACUGAUACAUUCGAAAUAUCCGUUGAACAUUAGUCGCAAAAAAUCAAAAUUACUCAAAAAAAUGCUUAUGUAACAUACGACAAUAUUUACAUUAUUGAAUUCGUCUUUUUACAAUCGCCAUGAUAAACUGAAAAAAUAUGUAUAGUUCUGUUUGAAAAAAAAAUUACCACAAAUAUCUCGUAAAAUACAAGUGAUAAAAUGAAAAUGAAUACACCUAUCAAUUAGGUCCGUUCCCUCAUGCACUUAUGUGAAAACUGCAUUGCAAUCACUUUAACCGUUCAUAAGUAACAGGAUGCGCCAAAGUUACAUGACUCAUCCUGAAUACUUAUUCAACCAACACACGAAUGCAACACAAGUCACAUGCAUACUAACUGAUGGAUGCUUCUUAAUUGAAAACUGCCCAGGCUUUAACUUUUUAUUUAAAAUAAUGUAAAAAUGUUUCUUACAUGUAAGGUACGUCGCGUUAAGCAGCCCACUGGCGUGUCUCCUCUCCCAAGGCGCCAACGCUGCUCUUGCCAACCUUCCAUCAGUUCUUCCCACAAUCGUGUUCAUAAAAGACUGGUACUAUCCUUUUUGUAAUGAAGAUAGUACUAAGAAUUUGAAACUCCACUAGUGAAUUUUUUUAAAUAACAGUAAAAGGGGUGUUGCAAACUUGUUUAACUGAAGACUUUCUAGAAGUUUUGUUGCAUAGCUUAUUUCCUUUUCAUAUUAUUUCGAGAUUUGGGUUUUUGAUUAACCAUUUCUCACUGAAAUGGUCUUCAAGGAUUCAUAAUACAGUCUGGCAAUGCUUCCUGCAGAAAAAUAUAAUUAAUAAACUUUUUUUCUGUUUACCUUUUACUGUAUGUAAUAGAAGAUAAUAAACAUAGGGAACACAACAAACUAUGUUUUCCAUUGCACUUACAAAAUUCAAUCCUACGACUUCCCAUAAAAAGAGCUGCUACGAAGAAGUCUCCUAAUACCUGAUUCAGGCACGGAUCAUCAGGGAGGGAAUGAGGGAAAUUUCCCCUCCCAAAAUGUUCAUUAACUAUCAAUUUUAACUUGUCACGACACUUUCAAGCCAAAAUAUUUUCGUAUUAACAUUAAAAUGAAUGAAGUUGAAUCGCAAAAUGAGCUCAGUUUAGCCUGCGUCAUUCUAAGUAAUCUGUAAUAACACAUUCGACCAAAACAUUUUGAAUAAAAAAGUUUCCCUCCCCAAAUUCUUUGGAUUCGCUCCCUGCCUGAGUGCAAACUAUUUUGUUUGUUUUUUUGUAUUUUGAACCACAUACAGAAAUACAGCUUUUUCACUUUUCUAUGUGAGUUUAUGUAUUCAUAGUAUGCCACAGUCUUGUAACACAUCCUUUAAAAACAGUGUUGUUUCUCAAUGUAACAUAGUUCAAUGCUCAAUAAUGAUAUAUUGCUGAUGAGACAUUUAUCUCUCACUGAACAAUC